Molecule: messenger RNA, 927 nt
Organism: Oikopleura dioica
Lineage: Eukaryota; Metazoa; Chordata; Appendicularia; Copelata; Oikopleuridae
Source: the annotation of a GenBank genome assembly
AUGUCUGAACGCAAUAGAAGUUAUUAUGCAACUGGUAUUCCUGAAUAUCUAACGGGAUCAACUGAUGGGAAUCAAACAUACAGUUCUUACGAUAGAAAUGAAAUUCAAUCACUGAGAAACUCGUACCAUCACUUGCAAAAUCUUGUUUUUACUCUUCAAAAAUCGCUGGAAAGAGAGCAAGAAAGGAACGAUAGAAAAGGACUUUUUGCUCAAGAGCAGUUUGCAAAAGACUUCCAAAGAAAAAUUGAAAUCAAGGAGGACCAGCAGUCAACCCUUGUUGAUUCGUUGAAACGACAGAUCGAGGAGCUUUCCUUGAAGAAUGAUUUGCAUGAGAUGAAGUUCAAGAUGAUGGAAAAGAAGAUUGAUGAACUUGAGGAAGAAAUAAAACGAUCUAAAGAGAAAACCGUCGAUGAAACAGGGCAUCAUGAUCAAUUGAGGCAAGAAAGAGUGCCAACACAACGGGUGAAUAUCAAAGUUUAUCGCCCACGUCAACAACAAUGGCCUCCAAAACCAUGCUUUGGUUUGAGGAAAGAUACGAGAAAUAUGUAUUUUAAAACAACCAUCUACGCCUCUGAUAAAUACAGAAAUUCGACGGACCAAGAAAUUCAAGAAAAGAUGAACUCUGAAUGUGCUUUCGACAUUCUUCAAGAACUUCACCAAGAGAAGGAGAUGCGUCUCGGUAAAAAGCCGCCAUUCAGAAAAGUAGUAGAAAAAGGCGCACGAUACAUGCAUUUCCUCGACAAUAAAAUUUAUCAACAGAUCGAUGUGAUUGAUGGAAAUCUAAGAAAAGUCCUAACAGAUGGCGCGCAGAAUGAAGGACUCUGGAUAGCGAAAGAAUGUGAAACACCUCAAAUGCUUCCUGAGGACGCGGAUGAAAUAACCGAAGAGGAAUUUUUGUCCAUCGCGAACUCUGAAAAUGAAGAUUAA